This is a messenger RNA of Anguilla rostrata (American eel), 5923 nucleotides long. It is a transcript of the gene dpysl5b, whose product is annotated as dihydropyrimidinase like 5b. The transcript is spliced from 13 exons. Lineage: Eukaryota; Metazoa; Chordata; Actinopteri; Anguilliformes; Anguillidae. The record is from RefSeq and is a predicted model, not a curated record. Gene Ontology annotation, molecular function: hydrolase activity, acting on carbon-nitrogen (but not peptide) bonds. The coding region runs from base 164 to 1858 and encodes 564 amino acids. Gene Ontology annotation, cellular component: cytoplasm.
AUUCCCCUGUCGCCCGGUCUGGAUGUUGAGGGAAGCUCUGCCGGUCUUUUAGCCAAGUGUAGCAUCUGCAUUUUUAACAGUGCCAGCUGCCGUCAGGGUGGACAGUGCGUGGUAUCUUUAAACGUGGCAAAAGAAGGCAUUGGACAUACGAUAAAUAAGGAAGAUGGCGGCCAACGCGGCGACGAUGCGCGUCCUGAUCAAAGGCGGGAAGGUGGUGAACGACGACUUCACGCAGGAGGCGGACGUGUACAUCGAGAACGGCAUCAUCCAGCAGGUGGGGCGGGAGCUGAUGAUCCCGGGCGGGGCCAAGGUGAUUGACGCCACGGGCAAGCUGGUCAUCCCCGGCGGCAUCGACACCAGCACCCACCUGCAGGAGAGCUUCAUGAACGCCACCACCGUGGACGACUUCUACAGCGGCACCAAGGCUGCCCUGGCCGGUGGCACUACCAUGGUGAUCGGGCACGUCCUGCCGGAGAGGGACACGUCCCUGCUGGACGCGUACGAAAAGUGCCGGGCCAUCGCUGACCCCAAGACCUGCUGCGACUACGCCCUGCACGUGGGCGUCACCUGGUGGGGGCCCAAGGUGCGGGCGGAGAUGGAGACCCUGGUUCGGGAGCGGGGAGUGAACUCCUUCCAGAUGUUCAUGGCCUACAAGGACCUGCACAUGCUGCGGGACUGCGAGCUGUACCAGGCCUUCCAGACCUGCAAGGACAUCGGCGCCGUGGCGCGCGUCCACGCGGAGAACGGCGAGCUGGUGGCCGAGGGAGCCAAAGAAGCUUUGGAUCUGGGCAUCAGUGGUCCAGAGGGUAUUGAAAUAAGCAGACCUGAGGAGCUGGAGGCUGAGGCCACCCACCGCGCCAUCACUAUCGCCAACAGGGCCCACUGCCCGCUCUACCUGGUCAAUGUGUCCAGCAUGUCUGCAGGGGAUGUUGUGUCCUCGGCUAAGAUGCAGGGUAAGGUGGUGCACGCAGAGACCACCACGGCGCACGCGGUGCUGAACGGGCUGCACUACUACCACCAGGACUGGGCGCACGCCGCCGCCUACGUCACCGUGCCCCCGCUGCGCCUGGACCCCAACACGCCCAACUACCUGAUGAGCCUUCUGGGAAACGACACGCUGAACGUGGUGUCCUCGGACCACCGGCCCUUCACCACCAAGCAGAAGGCCAUGGGCAAGGAGGACUUCACCAAGAUCCCCCACGGCGUGCCGGGCAUCCAGGACCGCAUGAGCGUCAUGUGGGAGCGCGGCGUGGUCGGGGGCAAGAUGGAUGAGAACCGCUUCGUGGCAGUGACAAGCUCCAACGCCGCCAAGAUCUACAACCUGUACCCCAGGAAAGGGCGGAUCAUCCCGGGAGCGGACGCUGAUGUGGUGGUGUGGGACCCCGACGCAACCAGGACCAUCUCCGCGGCGACGCAGGUGCAGGGCGGCGACAUCAACCUCUACGAGACCCUGCGUUGCCAUGGCGUUCCCCUGGUAACCGUCAGCCGCGGGCGGGUGGUGUGCGAGAACGGGGUGUUCAUGUGCUCGGAGGGUUCCGGAAAGUUCUACCCGCUCAGGACCUUCCCCGACUUCCUGUACAAGAAGAUGGUCCAGAGAGAAAAGUGCCAAGCUCUGAAGGGUGUGGAGCGGGCCCCCUACGUUGGCGAUGUUGCCAUCGUGCACAACUCGGGCAAGAAGGAGGCGGGGCCUCCUGACGGGGACACGCCCACUCGACCCUGCACCCGACACGGGGGGAUGAGGGACCUGCACGAGUCCGGCUUCAGUCUGUCUGGUAACCAGGUAGACGAUCAUAUUCCAAAGAGGUCUUCAGCCAGGAUUCUGGCGCCCCCUGGUGGCCGGUCCAGCGGCAUCUGGUAACCACGGAAACCACUAUCACCGGGACCAAACAGAGUUUCGCAGCUGUGGUGUGCACACCGUGACCACACACACACACACACACACACACUACCGGGCCAGAACACUGAGAAAAAUCUGUCUUUAGUUUGUUUUAAAAUAAGAAAAAAUAAAAAGAAAAACCAAGCCGGAAAACUGCACUGAUUUUAAUAAGGCAAGUGAUUUAAUUUAGGAAAUCUGUUUUAACCGCAAAAAACCUACCACAACUACAAAUAAGAUAAAUAUUCGAAAGACCAAACAAAACAAAACAAAAAUAUAAUAAUAUUGCACUGUUUUGUAAUUGGAAGUGAACACUGCUCCUCGGUGCACAGUGACUGAUCCAAAUUGUGUAUGAUUUGGAAUGAUUGGGAAUGAAUCCUAAAAACGUGUGUAAGUGAAAAUGACACGAUCAUUUACAAGUGAUCUCUAUCCAUUGUGGAAAAAGAGUAUAUAUAUGUAACAUAUAUGUUCUCUUAGUUGUGGUUCUAAUAGGUUAUACAAUGGAAAGAUUCCGUUCACCAAUAUGGUUGUAAAACAAGUCCGAAAAUAAAUUGCGCCUGCAUUGGUCUUUUUUUUUUUUCACGAAAUGCCUGGCACAAGAGGACGUUUUGUUGAAUAUCUCUGAAUGACUAUAUAUAUAUAUAUAAUAUGUUUUUAAAAAAAAACAGUACAGUUUUUUUGGUUGGGUUGUUAAAAUCGGUGUUGACUGGAGUUAUUUAACAAUACUAGAAGUUGAAAAAUGCAUAGCGCUAAUAGAUGUAGAAUAGUCAUAAUUGCAAACGUGCUUUUUGUCAUCGUGUCUUCUCGUUGCCACGGAUACGUCUGAAAAAGUGAAAUCCUCCCAGUUUACAUCUGUGUGAUUGCUGCUUCCUGAGAUUUACCACCUUGGGAAGCUACAAUCUUCCUUCAAGCUUCGCACCCCGCUAACCUUUGUGUUCUUUUGUUUUGUUUUUUUGUUUAUGGUUGUUCUAGCUGCAGCAUCAGGCAGUUGGUUCUUGCCCUUUUUAAAAUAUGAUCCAUUACUUCCUGUUAUGACAUUUUAGGGCAUUGUACUUGUUGUGUAUCACCCAGUGGCACUUAUAAUUUCAAUUCCAAUUCUCUCUCUCUCUCUUUCUCUGAUCGUUUUUUGUUAUGUUUGUGAUGAAGCUUAAAUGUGGUGAUGAAGUCCAGCUGCUUCGAUAUGUAUCUCUUGACAUCUUUGGCUUUCUCCAGAAAGCGUGGGGAAGGGGGGAGGGGGGGAGGGAGGGUGGGGUCCUGGUUUCUUCACUGACUGCUUCUCAUCAAGGCGUUGUGUGGAACUCGAAAAAAAAAAAGAGUUUUGUCAAUGCGGGACUCUCACAUGUACAAGGUUUGGGGUUUUCCCUGAAGGGUGGGUUUUUAGGCCCUGGUAGGUGAGUUCCUUUUGGGGUCUUGCAAGAUAAGUUUGUCCUCAGUUCUUGCUAACCACAACAUAGGCUACAUCAGGAACAAGCCACACCAUCGUUUACCAACGUUAUUCACCGUUCCUCCGCUUGCCUUCUGAUCUGAUGCCAGUCGCACACGGUUACCACAUCAAAGAGUGCUAAAUGUCGCUGUAAGUCUUUAAAUUGUCACGCCAGAGACUCCGAUACUGGUUUUUUUUGUUUGUUUUUGUUUAUUUUUGUUUAUCCCUACGUGUGUUGGGAUAUAUCCAUCUUCAGGCCUCAAAAAACGUCUCAGCGAUUCGCAGAUUCACAUGAAAAACACGUUAAGCACGCGAGGAAGAAGAUCUAUUUCCAGUUGGGUUGAUAACCAUGUUUACAGACAGGCUCUUGAUGUCUUCAUCUGUCCUCUUCCCCCAUAAUGUGAAUUUCUGAGCGAUUUAUUUGUUUCAAAGCGGCUUCAGUGAUUUCCAUACACAGCAGUGUUAUGUCAGAGUGACUUGAUUGGGACUUUGUUUGUGCCUGAAAGUUGGGAAAAAAUAAAUUUUUUGUCGGAAUUCCGUGCAAAGGUCACCAUUUUUACGCCACUUUAAUUUAGUCAAAUAUUGAUUUUCUUCAGGUGAUACCAGUUGGAUUUGCUUCCACCGUCUUGUUUAUCUUUUGAACGGAAGACACCUUUAAGUACUGUAACUUCUUCUAAUCAAAUAACAUAAUCUUGUGUUGACUUUACAGCACACUGCAGACAUUAGUAUUAAAAAAAAAAAAAAAAAAACACAGACAAGAUAUUACCAAAUAUUUUACCAAAAUUAAAUCAGUCAAACAAAAUAAAAUCAAGGGUGUUUUAAUUUAUGAUUAAAAAUAAUUUUACCAUUAAAUGUAUAUCGUACACUUUUACUUUGUAUUUUGGUGACUUCCGCUAAUGGCUAAAAUUAUUAAAAGGAUUUGUGCAAAUAAAGAAUGUACAUUUUCUACAAUUUAUGAUUUGUGCAUGUUCUACGGAGUCCUGAAUAUUAGGGUUAUGAUAUGAAUAGCAACAUAUUAACGACAGAGGCUGUCUAUGUUCAUAAGGGGUCAAAGGGCACAAGGUCAAAGGUCACAGGUUCUGACACAGAAGGUUUCAGUGUAGUUUGUGGAAAAGCCGCUUUGACAUGCAGUAUUACAUCAACUAAAUACCUCCGACAAAGCUGGUGUAUUGGAUUGUUUUUUUUUUUUUUUUGUUUUGUUUUGGAAAGAUGGAUCAGUUAUUUUUCACCAAAAAAUGCCAUAACAAUAGUAAUGCUCAUAUGAUCUCACAAACAUCGUUAUCUCAGCACAUUGUUGAUAGCACUCUAAAUGCCAGUACGGACAUGCACGAUGGUAAGUGAAAGGAAAUCUGCUGGUGCUGCCUACACACACACACACACACACCGAAACACACACACACACACACAGAGUCAGUCCAGUUACUGCUAGGCAUCCAUUCUCUACGCUGUGUGUUCAGUGCUGAAAUCCACGCGUCUAAACACCACGCCGAGACUCCCUUUCAGUCAGAAGAUCACUGCCAAAGCCUGCGAUUGGUAAACACGGUCCAAAGAAAAGCAGAGAUAUCACCGAUAUCUCACACACUUGUUAGCAUUAGCACACAUCAGAGAAGCAGACUAGAGGCUGCCUUUUUUAAAUUCUGCUAAUAUAUGCAUUCUGUUUACAAUCGUUUGGGUGAAUACUGAGCCUGGUGCUGUGUUGUUGGGGUGCAGGCACUUACUGAACCAUUUUGGGGGCGACUAGGAUAAGGCUUUGGAGGAUGGGGGACACAUUGGCAGUGAGGCGAAAAGGAAAAACAAAAAGCACUUUUUUCCUUUCUUUUUCUUUUUGCAAACAGGUAGCAGUUUUGUGAGUGAGAGUCAGAUUUUGUGGUCCGGCACAAACCUUACCGGAUUUGGAAAUCCCUUUUUUUCGUUUAAUGGACAAAAAAAAAAAACUGGAACGUUGCUUAGAAACACAAAGAAACACAAAUUACGAGCUUCCUCUGGAGCACUGAUGCUCACAUACUCACACGUUACUGUUUGGGGGGGUGGGGGGGGGGGGGAGUUAUUGUAACUAGGUUACCUGAAAAGAAAACCUGUACAUAGUCAAAAUGGAUGGAGAGUGAAUGCCACUUGUUCCAGGCAAUUGGUGUUGCUCCUGCCUAUCUGGGGAAAAUAAAUAAAUUACUACGAAGCAUUGCGCUGACUGAGCUGCAUGGUUUCACAAGGAAAACAUAAUUUUAUGGUUAUUUUAAAUAGUUCUUUUUUUUAUCCAUUAGGUGUGUCAUUCUGAAAUAAAUAUGGUAUAUUUAUUCAUUUUUUUGUUUUUUGUUUAUUGAAUGGCAUAGUUCAUGAAAUUCUGUGCAAAUAUAGUUUCCAUUGUAACGGUCACAGUAGGAGAUGGCUUAACAGUGCAUGAGCACACAUUGUGUCUAAUCUGGUGCUGAAAGAUAUUAUUUUAUUUUUUUUUGUUACUAUUGGUUUGUUAUUUGUAUUGUUCUUUUUUUAUUUUCCAAAAAGGCACUUUGUGAAAAGGUCUGUGGUUGUAUGUGUCUGUAGAGACUUGUGUCGAAAGGUGAACUUUAAAGUGAUUGGCUCGUUUCUUAUCACAUGAAUGAGUGCAAAAUAAACCACGUAAAUUCUGAAAA